AUGUAUUGAAAACGCUUAUUGAACUCAUCUAUUUUUCUGCCAUUGAGUGGAAGACCAAGAAGAUUGCCUCCUGAAUGGUUGAAAUUUCUCUGGAAAGCAUUGAGUGACACCUUGCUGCUGCAGGAGCCAUGUCGCUGCCGUUCCGAAAGGAGUUAGAAAAAUAUAAGAAUAUCAAUGAAGAUGAAAUUCUCAGCAAACUAUCGGAGGAAGAGCUGAAACAAUUGGAACAUGUUCUUGAUGACCUUGACCCUGAGAAUGCACUUCUGCCAGCGGGCUUCCGACAAAAAGACCAGACCCGUAAAGCUGCCACGGGCCCUUUCGACAGAGAUCGACUCCUUUCAUACUUGGAGAAGCAAGCACUGGAACACAAAGACAGGGAAGACUUUGUGCCCUUUACAGGGGAGAAGAAAGGAAAAAUAUUUAUCCCUAAAGAAAAGCCCAUAGAAACCCACACUGAGGAGAAGGUAACCCUGGAGCCAGAAUUAGAAGAAGCCCUGGCUGGUGCCUCUGAUACUGAGCUCUAUGACCUUGCAGCUGUUCUUGGGGUGCACAACAUGGUCAACAAUCCACAGUUUGAUGAAGAAGGAACCAGCAGUAAAGAUGGAAAAGGAAGUGUGAGAAAUGUCGUCAAAGGUGAAAAGGUCAAGCCAAUUUUCGAGGAACCACCUAAUCCAACCAAUGUGGAAGCAAGUUUGCAAAGGAUGAAAGCAAACGAUCCUAGCCUCCUUGAAGUCAAUCUGAACAACAUAAAGAACAUCCCAAUUCCGACGCUGAAAGAAUUUGCUAAGGCUUUGGAAACCAACACCCACGUGAAGAAGUUCAGCCUCGCAGCUACUCGAAGCAAUGACCCUGUUGCUGUUGCUUUUGCAGAUAUGUUAAAAGUGAACAAGACACUGAAGAGCCUAAAUAUAGAAUCCAAUUUCAUCACUGGGGCCGGCAUUCUGGCACUGAUUGAUGCACUAAAAGAGAAUGAAACCCUGACGGAGAUCAAAAUUGACAACCAGAGGCAGCAGCUGGGGACAGCUGUAGAGAUGGAGAUUGCCCAGAUGCUUGAGGAGAACUCCAAAAUUCUCAAAUUCGGAUACCAGUUCACAAAGCAAGGUCCAAGAACCAGGGUAGCUGCAGCUAUCACUAAAAAUAACGAUCUAGUUCGUAAAAAGCGAGUGGAAGCAGACCGGCAGUAGCCAUGCCUUGGAGGAUGCGAAGAGGUAUUGAAGGCAGCCGACAUAUUGAAGGCAGCCGACACAACAGCAAUCUCACAACAUCCACUGGUCAGAAGGGAAGACACUGGAAAAUCAUUGUAAUGAAGGUUGCUCAUUUCCGUUAAUGUCCCCUUUAAUCAUUAAAAUUGUUUACUUUCAUAUUUAAUGUUUAUGAAAAUAUGAUUGUGUUAUUGGAAUAUAUGACGCUGAUAUCCACAACUUAGGGGUAAAAUAUGUCUUACUGAGCAUCAGCUGGAAUCACAUUGAAUCUUUUACAUUGAUAAAGGAUUCUUUAUAUAAAAUGGGCCUUUACCACCCUGUCCUGCAAUGCCUUAAGCAUGUGAAUAAUCCUCACUUGUGUAAUUCCAUUGAAGUCAAUGGGCUGCUCAGGUGAGUAGAGACUACUUAUGCCAAUACCGGUUUGCGGGAUCACACCCUUAGGCCCCAAUUCUGCAUUCAGAUCUGUGCCAGUUGGAACUCUGCACUUGUACAGAUCCCCGCUGACUGCAGCAGGGUUCUGCCUGUGUGAAUCCAGCUGUGGGAUGCAUUUGUAAGUAUUGUCAAAGCCUAUUGUUUACAUGUGUUUUAAGUUAGGUCGAUCACGUCAUCAAUAUUACACUGACAUGUAUUCUUAGUCCAUGAUGUAAAGUAAAAAUAUUAGUGUUGCCAAACCUAGAAUACCUUAACAAUGUCACUUUGUUGUUUUUCUAAUCCAUUGAGGAUUUUUAAAAAAAAAACAGAAUGCCAGGUUUACAGCUAUAAAUCUCAUUAAUCUCAGUAUACUGAGCAGAGCUCUUUUUGGUUUGAACCACACUGUUGACUGUUUUUUAAUUUAUGUGCAUUUAUUAGUAUAAAUGACAGAAUUGUUCUCAGGACCUGUUAGAUAAAGAGUGAGUAAAAUAUUUAAUCCAGGGCCGCAGCAGUUCUGCCUGGAGAUGGACGGAGAAGAGUAACAUGUACCAAUCACCUAGUUUACAUUUUUAGCAUCUGAAUCAACACUAAUUCUCUGUGAAGCAAAGUGCUUAAGCCUGAUUCCAAUGGGACUUUAGCAAUAGUACUUAAGCACUUUGCUGAAUAAGGGCGGACGUAAGCACGUGUUCCAAUGCUUUGCUGAAGCAGGGCGUUAACCCAGAAUUCUGUACAUUGUGCUGAACUCAUGGAAGAUACUUGUACAGCAGCAAUUAAACCCAACAUGCAACAGCAUUAGAACAAGUCAGUGGGGUAUUGUGAAAAGAUUGUGUGAAGCGUUUAGUUUGCAAUAUAAUUUCAUUGUAUUGUGUAUAGUUUUAUAGUAUCAGACAUUAAGUUCUAGCCAUAAUAUAUAUAUAUAUAUAUUGUCUUUGCCAACAUCUGAGUCUGUUAAAUAGCCAGGGGUUCACUUUGAUCAUAUUUAAAUGUAAUGCAAGAAUUAAGGAAGUAUGCUAUUAACGGGUUUAGCUAUACUAAUUCUUUCAGAAAGCUAAAGGUGUUUAACUGGGGCCAACAACCUGUGGUACCCUUGAAACAUUAGCCUCUCUGCCCUCUUUCCGGCCUACACCCGCCUCUCCCCCCAUCAUUUGUGCUGGCGAAAGAGUUCUUGCCAGGGGAAUAUGGAAAGGGAACGAAUGGUGCUCUGGCAUCUUUGAGCCUGCAGAAGACAUUGGGCUGGGAUCUGUAAAUCAGGAGGGGAUGGAGUCAGGGGAGCAGUCAGGGUGUGUGGGAUAUUCCCCCAUGAACCUGGCAGAUUCCUGAACAGAAAUCUGUCUGCGAGUCAGUGCUGCUUCAGACAGUAUAAAUUCACCCUCUGUGCCAUCUAUGCCUCUUGUAAAACGGGUGGGACCAAUGCUCCUGAGGGGUGCAGUGGGGGAGCACUGCUCCUGAGGGGUGCCGUGGGGGAGGGCUGGGUCUCUGCACUAUGGCCCUGGUUGUAUAAAGCACUUAAGCACAUGCUUAAGUCCUAGUGACUUCCAGAUAAGCAUAAGUGCUUUGCUAAAUCAGGGCCUAAGAGUGGUAUCUGCAGUACAACCAUCUUCCCUGAGCGGUUUAGGGUUCUGGGGGGCUUUCAAGGCCCCCUCCUUCCUCCAGUACAGGGUUAGAAACUCCUCCUCCUCCUCAAGGGAAGAAUGGGAAAGAAAUUCUAUGAGAGGACCCUGUGGAAUUACCAGAGAGUUUUCCCCAUCCCCAGGCAGAAUUUGCUGUAAGAAUGGACAUUGACCCACAUAGUCUUAAAAAAAAAAGGGAGACUGAAUUCCUUCACAUGGUCCAAUAUCGUGCAUACCAUUAUGCGAGCAGUCCUUAAAGCCAAUGGGGCUACUUGCAUGCGUCACAACUGCUCUCGCAUGAUUGUGGGUUUGCAACAUCAGGCCCCAGAUGGGGGGAAGAAAUUCGAUUCAAUUAUCCUUAUCCCCAAAGCCAAAGAUUUCUGAUAUGGACAAUCUUCAGCCUGAAAAGAAAUCUGUUCUGACUCUGACCUUUUCCCUAUUCCCUUCUUCAGGUUUGUUUUUGGUUUUUGGUUUUGUUUUUUUUUGGGUGGGGGGGAGGAAGGAUCAGGGGGUUCCCAAGUACAUCUGGCUGGUUUUUUUUACCUUUUAAUGAUUUUUUUUAAACCAGUGAUGUUUUUUAAUGGGAUCUAGUGCGUUCAGAACAAAAACAAGCGUGAUGUAUUUAUAGUCUGAUCCUCCACUCAAAGUGUAAAUGACACUGUAUUUGCAUGCAGCAGUUCUAGAAUGGGUGGAUUGGUAGGAUUGCUUUGUGAUGUAUGGCAGCAUGUCCCCCUGUGUCUAUUUGAGCAGAGCCAUUGUGAGGUGGCCACAUUCAUGUCAUCAACAGUUUGUAACAUUCCUCUUGGUAGGCUAAACAAGGAAACAGGCUUUGGGAGGUGCGGGUAGUCUCGCCUUCCUUCCAUCGUCCAUGACUGCCGGCACCGUGAACAUAUAGCUGUUUUCUAAGAGUAAGACUCUUCAGGCACUUGAGAGUUUCUCUUAUUAAGAGCCAGAUGGUGCGCAGGCUGGGGGUGGCCUCGGGACACACAACUCUGGGUGUGGGGUAGGAAAGGGAUUGGGGAGGCAUUGUGUAUACUAGAGCUUUCCGGUAUACACAAGGGGUGCAUCCAGUGCAUGACAUCCCUUCUCUGGCCUUCCAGCUGGCUUGGGGUCAUAGCUGAGCCUCCCUUCUGCCCCUUUUUAUCUCUUUUGGAGGGUUUGCUCCCCAGGGGGCACUUGUAGGGAACAGUCCUUGGCCUCAGGAAAGCACAGGGACUGCAGUGGCGACAAGUGACUGCCUAGGAGUUAUGGGGGGACCUCCCCUUCUUGCACAUCCACAUGAGGGUUGGCCAUGAUCUAGCUUUAAACAUUUUAUAGUGAACAUAGUGACAAACAAUGUAUGAAAAUAUAAGGGUGUAUUCACUAUAGUUAUAGCUAAUCUAGUGCAGUUAUCAGUGAUCUAAAUAUUAACCUUAUACAGAAGCAGUUGGUCAAUUAAAAUCCCUUCUACUAGUAUUAAGGGGAUUAAUAUUUGACUAGGUCAUUUUUAAGUACAAUUCCAAGCAGAUGUCAUGUUCCCAAUCAAUUAGCUCUGACACCAGGGUAUAAAUAGAGGCCUCCCUUUUUAAACAAAACGAACAACUGGGAGGAGCUGGGCUCAUUUGCCCAUUGCUUCUCGUGUUGAUAGUUUGGGUUUUGUUUGUAUUUUUUAUAACAUUUUUCAUGGAAAAACUCAACAUGUGCAUAUCCUAACAUUUGUGCGUGUUGUAGAGUGCACUAAGGAGCGUAAAGUGUCUGUGUUAAACACUAGAAGAAAAUGUUUGAUCUGGAAUAUAAAUGGUUGCAUGUGCACAGUGUGGUGCAUUUUACACAAGGGAAUGGGAAUCACCAGCAUAUGUAGCCGUGACUCCCAAACAUCUUGGCUUUUAUAAAUAAACCUUCAUAAGGAGA
Messenger RNA from Caretta caretta (loggerhead turtle), 5113 nucleotides. RefSeq names its product tropomodulin-2. Gene Ontology annotation, molecular function: tropomyosin binding. Gene Ontology annotation, biological process: muscle contraction; actin filament organization; pointed-end actin filament capping. Gene Ontology annotation, cellular component: myofibril; cytoskeleton; striated muscle thin filament. The record is from RefSeq and is a predicted model, not a curated record. NCBI's taxonomy places the organism in Eukaryota, Metazoa, Chordata, Testudines, Cheloniidae.